AUGGAGGACCUCAUGACUUAUGUUGAUGAUGAUGGAAGUGUUAGGUUGCUACCUGGGUACAAGUUUGAUCCUACUGAUGAGGUUCUUGUGGAAUUCUACCUGAAGAGGAGGGUCUUUGCUCAACCUCUUCCUUUUCACAUCAUCCCAGAUUUUGAUGUGUUUCAAAUUGAGCCUUGGAGCCUCCCAGGAGGAGAUGGAAAGAUUUUCAAUGAACGUAAGUGUUUCUUCUACAAUACUACGGGUCGUGAUCUUGAGAGCAUUGACAUAAGAGUUGCUGGGAGUGGCCAAUGGAGAGUUAUGGAAAAAGACAAAGAUGUUCCUAUCUCCCAAAACAAUCAAGUGAUUGGGAGGAGGAAUACCCUGAAUUUUUGGGAAGUGCAAGGAGUCUAUGCUAGGAGGACUAAAUGGGUGAUGCAUGAGUUCCAUCUUGCGUUAAUUGCUAACCCAACUAAGAUGACAAACUGGGCUAUUUAUCGCAUCUUUAAGAAUAAGGUUAAGGAUGCAAAGAAGGUGAAUAAUGCAAGAGGGUGUAAAGAGGAAAGCUCCAAUGCUAAUACUGCUGAAGUAAUUGAUUUCAAUGCUGAGAGUGGCCUUUCUAGCUAA
Molecule: messenger RNA, 603 nt
Organism: Lotus japonicus
Lineage: Eukaryota; Viridiplantae; Streptophyta; Magnoliopsida; Fabales; Fabaceae
Product: NAC domain-containing protein 83-like
Exons: 3
Coding region: 1-603 (200 amino acids)
Biological process (GO): regulation of DNA-templated transcription
Molecular function (GO): DNA binding
Source: RefSeq, a predicted model, not a curated record